ACGACAAUGGUAUGGUACUUUUUCUUCAAAUCGAGAUUGUGUGGGUGUCCGCUCAUGUUCACGUUACAUGCUAAAUCAGGCUUUCGUUGGAAAAACCAACACCGACGUCAAGAACAGUUUCCUUUCCUUUCUGUUUUCGGGAGCAGAGCUGAAAAAGAUGGAGUUACCUGGAGAUGGAAAAUUUUGAUUUAAAUUUAACAAUACAAACAAUACAAAGCGUCCCUCACGUCCAUUCUUUUAUUAGAGAUUUUUUCCAUCCUACAUUGGAUCCGCAGCUUGUGAACCAGCUUUUGGAAGGGGUGAAGACACCUACCUUGAAAGACAGGGACCUCCUUUUCAAAAUAUAUGGAAUUGCGCCUAAAAAUGGAAAGGCUUUGUUUUAUGAAAUCACAAAAAUGGUAGAAUCAUACAUGCGGCAGGCAAAAAUGGUUUUGCCAGCUGCAUACAAUGUUACCGAGUUUUCUGACCAGUUUCUGGGCCCGGAUUCUCCCCGGAGUCUAAGAGAUACUUUCGUAGAUUUACAUUUCAAGGGGCACGAAAGCUUCACUUGGAACAGGGGCGUGGUUCAUCUUUAUAACGAAAUAUGGAAGGCCAAAGACUUCCAGCCGGGUAGCCCUAUAAGUGCUCCGACUGCUUUUUUGGAAACCCCAUUGGAUCAAUUUGCCAUUUACCCAAUAAUUGAUCUUCAUGUGGGCAACUUUUAUUUUACAUUUACAAAUGUAGUCUAUAUCCUGCUCACUGUCGUUUUGGUCGUUUUUCUGUUUUUUGUUGACAAAAAGGGAGGUGGAAAGUCAGUGCCAAAUGCAUGGCAAUCCUUGGUCGAGCUUAUUUAUGAUUUCGUUAUGAACCUGGUAAACGAAAAAAUAGGUGGUCUUUCCGGAAAUGUGAAACAAGAGUUUUUCCCUCGCAUCUCGGUCGCUUUUACUUUUUCGUUAUUUCGUAAUCCCCAGGGUAUGAUACCCUUUAGCUUCACAGUGACAAGUCAUUUUCUCAUUACUUUGGCUCUUUCAUUUUCCAUUUUUAUAUGCAUUACGAUCGUUGGAUUUCAAAGACAUGGGCUUCAUUUUUUUAGCUUCUUAUUACCUACGGUAGUCCCACUGCCGUCAGCACCUUUCUUAGUACUCCUUGAGUUAAUCUCUUAUUGUUUUCGUGCAUUAAGCUUAGGAAUACGUUUAUUUGCUAAUAUGAUGGUCGGUCAUAAUUUAGUAAAUAUUUUAAGUGGGUUUGCUUGGACUAUGCUAUUUCUGAAUAAUAUUUUCUAUUUCAUAGGAGAUCUGGGUCCCUUAUUUAUAGUUCUAGCAUUAGCCGGUCUGGAAUUAGGUGUAGCUAUAUCACAAGCUCAUGUUUCUAUGAUCUCAAUUUGCAUUUACUUGAAUGAUGCUACAAAUCUCCAUCAAAAUGAGUCAUUUCAUAAUUGAAUAAAAACGAGGAGCCGAAUAUUCUAGGGGGCUACAGCUGCGCUUUGCAGCACUGAACAUGGUUCUGGGUACUCAAGAUAUUGCGUUUGUGUUUGGAGAGGUGUAGAUUGUAGAUUCCAGCCGAGAAGACCAGGAAAAGAUAAGGAUAAAGAAUGUCAUAUAUCUUAGGAGCUAGAUCACUUCCCGAUGAACAAGUCAGAAUUGCCUCAACAAAAAUCGAUGGAAUUGGACCAAAAAGCCAUUCAGCUUCGUUAUCGAUUAGUUAU
This is a messenger RNA of Aegilops tauschii subsp. strangulata, 1684 nucleotides long. Its product is annotated as ATP synthase subunit a. The record is from RefSeq and is a predicted model, not a curated record. Gene Ontology annotation, biological process: proton motive force-driven ATP synthesis. NCBI's taxonomy places the organism in Eukaryota, Viridiplantae, Streptophyta, Magnoliopsida, Poales, Poaceae. Gene Ontology annotation, molecular function: proton-transporting ATP synthase activity, rotational mechanism. Gene Ontology annotation, cellular component: proton-transporting ATP synthase complex.